AGGUAGUAAAUCCCCGGUCCACCCUCCUCAACAGUCAGAGGGCUUCUCUCGUUAGUGUGUUUUUAGCCCUUGCCUCGUUCGUUUCCUCCACAUCCGCGUCGUCCUUAAAAGCCCUUCUGGUCGGCGAAAAGGGAAUCAAAAUGAUUUGAAGAGGGCAACUCGGACAACCGAGGAGGAACGGGGCUCGAGAGAGUGGGUGGAGGCUCUCGCCCUGUGGCUUAUAUGGACCUCCGCCAUCCAGCCAAGUCAAUAUGCGGCUAGUGUCGGCUACGUGAGAGAAGCCCGAGUGGCUUCGGCUGGGAGUGGGCUCUCCACGGCGAACGAAACGAGUGCACCGUUUGCUUCCGAGUGGACCUGCCGAGCUGACAACCCCACCGAACGGCAGCGAGACUCCUCGGGGCGGGCGCGACGAUGACCGAACUGGUCUCCAAGUGGGCCUGUGAAUACUGCACCUACGAGAACUGGCCGUCGGCCAUCAAGUGCACCAUGUGCCGCGCGCAGCGGCCCAGCGCGGGCGCCAUCAUCACCGAGGAGCCCUUCAAGAGCGCCCCGGCGUUGGACCCCGCCGGCCUGGGCAACAGCCCCACCCAGGGGAGCUCCUCUUUGCUCAUUUGCCCCGACUCCAGCGCGCGGCCCCGCGUCCGCGCCAGCGAUACCCCCGAGACCAGCUCCAAGUGGUCCUGUCACAUGUGCACCUACCUGAACUGGCCCCGCGCCAUCCGCUGCACUCAGUGCCUGUGUCACAGGCAGCACGCUCAGCAGCACGCCAGCCAUCAAGGACACCCGCGCAGCCCCACCGAGUCGCCCCAGACCUCGGGCUCCGGGUGCCGCCCCGCGCCCUCGUCCGCCGUCACCGACCCCUGCGAGGAAUACAACGACCGCAAUCGUCUCAACACGAACGCGCAGCACUGGACCUGCGCCGCCUGCACUUACGAGAACUGGUCAAAGGCGCCCAAAUGCGUGGUGUGCGACCACCCGCGGCCCAAUCACGGCCUGCUCGCCGAACCCAUCGAACUGGCGUCCGAGCCCGAGCGGCAGCAGCUGUCGUCCAAGUUUAUCGAUGCCGACAGGGGCAACAGGCGCUGCGUCGGCGGCGGCGCGGGCGGCCAGGGGGUCGGCGGCGUGGCGGGUUUGGUCGGGGGCUGCAGCACCAGCCAGAGAAGGUCGCCGCCUUCCUCCAAACGCGAGUCGGAGGUGAACAUGGACUUUCAGAGGAUCGAGGUGGCGUCGGGGGCCGGGGUUGGGAGUAAAGAAGAGCUCGAGGUGGAUUUCAAAAAGCUCAAGCAGAUUAAGAACAGAAUGAGAAGGAUGGAUUGGCUUUUCCUCAAUGCCUGUGUCGGCGUGGUGGAGGGCGACCUGGCGGCCGUGGAGACCUACAAGACGUCGGGGGGCGACAUCGCGAGACAGCUGUCGUCCGACGAGGUGCACCUGCUCCACCGCCCGUCGGCGUUCGACGUGGGCUUCACGCUGGUGCACCUCGCCAUCCGUUUCCAGCGGCAGGACAUGCUCGCCGUGCUGCUCACCGAGGUGUCCCAACAGGCUGCCAAGUGCAUCCCGGCGAUGGUGUGUCCCGAGCUGACGGAGCAAAUCCGCCGCGAGGUGGCCGCCUCCCUCCACCAACGCAAGGGGGACUUCACCUGCUACUUCCUCACCGACCUGGUCACCUUCACCUUGCCCGCAGAUAUUGAGGAUUUACCGCCAGCCGUUCAGGAAAAGCUCUUUGACGAGGUUUUGGACCGAGACGUACAAAAAGAGCUGGAGGAGGAGUCUCCCAUCAUCAACUGGUCGCUGGAGCUCGGGACCCGGCUGGACAGCCGGCUCUACGCCUUGUGGAACCGCACGGCCGGGGACUGCCUGCUGGACUCGGUGCUGCAGGCCACCUGGGGCAUCUACGACAAGGACUCGGUCCUGCGCAAGACACUCCACGACAGCCUGCACGACUGCUCGCACUGGUUCUACACGCGCUGGAAGGAGUGGGAGUCGUGGUAUUCGCAAAGCUUCGGCCUGCACUUUUCCCUCCAGGAGGAGCAGUGGCAGGAAGACUGGGCCUUCAUCCUGUCGCUGGCCAGUCAGCCGGGAUCCAGCUUGGAGCAGACUCACAUUUUCGUCCUUGCGCACAUACUUCGGAGGCCCAUCAUCGUCUACGGAGUGAAGUACUACAAAAGUUUCCGUGGGGAAACGCUCGGGUUCACUCGCUUUCAAGGCGUGUACCUGCCCCUGCUGUGGGAGCAGAGCUUCUGCUGGAAGAGCCCCAUCGCGCUGGGCUACACGCGCGGCCACUUCUCGGCCCUGGUGGCCAUGGAGAACGACGGAUUCGACAAUCGCGGCGCCGGCGCCAACCUCAACACGGACGACGACGUCACCGUCACCUUCCUGCCGCUCGUGGACAGCGAUCGCAAGUUGCUGCACAUCCACUUCCUCUCUGCGCAGGAAAUGGGCAACGAAGAACAACAGGAGAAGCUGCUGCGCUCUUGGCUGGACUGCUGCGUGACGGACGGCGGCGUGCUGGUGGCCCUGCAGAAGAGCUCGCGCAGACGCAACCACCCGCUCGUCACGCAGAUGGUGGAAAAGUGGCUGGACGGAUACCGGCAGAUACGCGCCUGCGCCGCGCUCUCCGACGGCGAGGAGGAGGAGGACGACGACGACGAGUGAGCGCGCGCUCGCCACUUGCUACUUUGGGUCAAACUGUGACGGGCGGGGAAAAUAAAAAGGUUUACAAAUUCAAACCCCACCCCCCCCCCCCAACCACCUCCCAUUUGUAUCUCCACCGUGACGGAUUUGCUCCAUGUCAACGCAUGGACGGAAAGCCCCUUUGAAGCAUUCGCUCCACAACCCGAGGCUCCGUGCACCUUCUUUAUCCUCACGAGUAAGACAAUUCAGUGCGCUGGUUGAACAACCGUGUCUUACUAGUGAUGUUUUUUUUUGUUUGUUUUUUUUAACUUUCAGGUUUUUCAUCCUACCCGUCACACUAUUUGGCCCAUACUUGCCGCUUGAGCAUUUAUUUGUUAUCCAUCUUAAGGUUCCGUGCACUUCGUCGCCCUUUUGCUCCGACCGGUAAGACGGGCUAGCACGCUAGUGGAGCAAACAUGUCUUACGAGUACAAACGAUAAUAAGGUGAAUAUCAAUGGAAUAAAUGCACAAGUAACUUUAUAAGCCUUAGUUUAUAUAUGUACAGUGUAUACAUAAAAUAAGCCUCGGUUGAAGGUCCACGUUCUAGUAUGUGCUUUAUCCUCCCUCAUAAGACGAUUCAGCCAACAAGUCGGAACAACUGUCAUACUUUUUUUUUUUUUAAACUAGUGCCACAUUUGGCCUCAAGCCAUUUGAGCCUCAGGUCCCUGUGCUAUUCCGUGCUUUGUCCUGACUAGUAAGACUACUAUUCAAAACACUAGUCGAACGACCGCGUCUUGCUAGUCACAUUUUUCCCACCCACAUUUUUGUUAGUAACUGCACGAGUAGGACAACUACAUAAUACUUUUGAAGCACUACCGGUUAUUUCGGGGCUACUCCCAAAUCUAGAAGGCCUACUUGUACAUGACACAUGGCUACUAGUUUGGCCUUGACGCAUUUAUUCAUUGCCCUUGAUAACUAGCCGAAGGUCGUAGCAAAAACAAAUUGUAUUACGGGUGAAGACACAAGAGCAUACUAGUACAUGGACGUUUUAAGAUAAAUAUCAAGGAUAUGGGAUGAAUGCUCAAAGGGCUUUCCAUAAUUAUGCAUGCGGUUGUUGAAAUAAAUUCGACGUAUAGUUCAACAUGAACUUAACCAGCAUUGAUGUGUUCCGUUCAAAAAGCAAGCACAUUAUUUUCCGAUUUGGGAUUUUGGAGGAAAAAAAAAAUGGACAAAGCCAUUCUUGUGUUUAGAAGUUUUAUUGAAGCACUGCACAUUUAUGACGACAUUUCUACACGAAUGCGAUCGCUUGAACCAGGUCAAGGAAGCGCUGGAGGAGAAUUAAAAAAAAAAAAAGGGAGGGAGACGUUCCCUUUAAUAAGUGGACUCGCAUUAUAGAAGUUUGCUUUUUGUUUUGAGUCGACAUAUUUAUUAUGAUUGUAUUUGGAAGCUCAUAAUCUGUAUAUUUUUCUGCUUUUUGGGGGGGGUUGAGGCAGUGAUGAAGAAGCGAUGACGUCAAGUUUACCGGUGGUUUUGAUUUUUCGGUAGUACCUCAAGGGGACGUCUACAACCUGGUGCUUGUUUUUUUUUUCUCUCAUAUUUUCAUUUCAUGUCAGAUGACUUCAGCUCUUUCGCCUUUCCGGGUCACCCUCACUCACCUCGUUUGUGCGGUAAAGCAUCUCGUUACAGCAAUGACAUCAAAACCAAAGGUGACGGGGCAUUCACUACUACUUAUGACUGUUUUUGCCACUUUUUUUUUCCACCCUUCCUCGGUUCGGAGCGUCCACCUGUGGUGUGUUGCUUGAUAUUGAUGCAAUAGUUUGUUUGUGGAUAUAUUUUUUUCUAGUCCUCAUGUCACAAGACAUACAUGCAAGAGUGUAACAUAAACAAGUGAGCAAAAAAUAAAAAUACAAAAACCAGAAAAAUAAACAUUUUUUUCAAUGUUUCAA
This is a messenger RNA of Hippocampus zosterae (dwarf seahorse), 4556 nucleotides long. RefSeq names its product zinc finger, RAN-binding domain containing 1b (gene zranb1b). Gene Ontology annotation, cellular component: nucleus; cytoplasm. Gene Ontology annotation, biological process: protein K33-linked deubiquitination; cell migration; protein K29-linked deubiquitination. Gene Ontology annotation, molecular function: cysteine-type deubiquitinase activity; K63-linked polyubiquitin modification-dependent protein binding. The coding region runs from base 412 to 2652 and encodes 746 amino acids. The transcript is spliced from 10 exons. The record is from RefSeq and is a predicted model, not a curated record. NCBI's taxonomy places the organism in Eukaryota, Metazoa, Chordata, Actinopteri, Syngnathiformes, Syngnathidae.